Molecule: messenger RNA, 12540 nt
Organism: Lagopus muta (rock ptarmigan)
Lineage: Eukaryota; Metazoa; Chordata; Aves; Galliformes; Phasianidae
Product: potassium voltage-gated channel subfamily A member 1
Exons: 5
Coding region: 1008-2054 (348 amino acids)
Biological process (GO): potassium ion transmembrane transport; protein homooligomerization
Cellular component (GO): synapse; juxtaparanode region of axon; dendrite
Molecular function (GO): protein binding; delayed rectifier potassium channel activity
Source: RefSeq, a predicted model, not a curated record
CGCCAGGCUGUCCGGCGCGCAACGGCCGGGCCCAUGAGGCUGGGACUACAGCCCGCAUUGCGUCGGGGGCGCGGCGCUCGGUGUACCGCGGCGGCAGAGGCCUCGCUGGCGGUGGAGGACAGCUCGCGAAUCGGGGGAGUGUGGUGCGGUAGACAGCGUGCCCGCCCCCCUCCUCUGCAACUUCCCCCCUCCCGCUGCCAGAGCUGCAUCAAACAGCUCUCAGGUUUCUGCUGAUACUGCAGCGUCAAGACAUGGAUCGAGUUUGCUCCUCUCUCUUACGUAUUCAGCAGUCCAUUUGCUCUUGCCACAUGCGUCCAUCUCCUGCCUCCUGCUGCUGCUGCCGUUGGGACGAGCCAAGAGCCACUCCGGAGAUGCGGUUGCGGGACUGCGGAUCUCUCACGGCUCUCUAGCCGACGCUGUCCAGCACCCGGCUCCUUCUCCAGAUGUCUUAAAGGAAGAGAUCGGGAGAGCCAGCAGAUACUUAGGACAACCUUUUUUUGUUUAUUAAUUCAAGCCUUCGGAAAAAGACACUUUGCACUCUCUUCCACCCGCCGACUCCCUCACUGCGGUUUUCAGCAGAAACUACUUAAACCCACUCGCCCUUGGUGCAGCCUGAGUGCAUGAAUAUUUAAGUGUCUUGCAGGCAGUGCUGUACGGUGACCGCUGUGUUAUUAAGAAAGGUGCAAGAGGAGGAGGGUUGAGUUUGCCACUGCGGUUUUUGUUUUGCUCAGAUUCUUUUGGAUGGUGCUGCAAGACGGCUUGUCGCAUUCUGGCACUGGCUCCUGUUCCUAAUGAGCGCAUCUCACACAGAGCAGCAUCCACAGUGAUGAUCAAGUUGGCAAGAAAAGUGGCCGGAUCGAAUUAAAGGCGAAAGGAGACAGCUGGGGAGGGGACCCCAGCCAGGAGGUGCACCCCAUACACCCUGGCCUGGGGGGACAGGAUCCCUCGCCUUACCUGCCCUCUGCCCUCACCCCCCAAAGCCUGGGUCCCUCAUUCUCUGUGCCACAAUGACUGUGAUGGCUGGAGAGAACAUGGAUGAGACUUCUGUGCUACCUGGUCACCCCCAGGAUAGCUACCAGCCUGCUGCCCAUGAUGACCAUGAAUGCUGUGAGCGUGUAGUGAUAAACAUUGCUGGACUACGCUUUGAGACACAGCUAAAGACCUUAGCCCAGUUCCCCAACACACUGCUGGGCAACCCCAAGAAGCGCAUGCGGUACUUCGACCCUUUGCGCAAUGAGUACUUCUUUGAUCGAAACAGGCCCAGCUUUGAUGCCAUCCUCUACUACUACCAGUCUGGGGGACGGCUUCGCCGGCCGGUCAAUGUUCCCUUGGACAUGUUCUCUGAGGAAAUAAAAUUUUAUGAGCUGGGUGAGGAAGCCAUGGAGAAGUUCCGGGAAGAUGAAGGGUUCAUCAAAGAUGAGGAGAGACCCUUGCCGGAGGGAGAGUACCAGCGUCAAGUAUGGCUCCUCUUUGAGUACCCAGAAAGCUCUGGGCCUGCAAGGGUCAUUGCAAUAGUCUCUGUCAUGGUGAUCCUCAUCUCCAUUGUGAUCUUCUGCCUAGAGACAUUACCUGAGCUGAAGGAGGACAAGGAGUAUACAGUGCAUCGUACUGACAACACCACUCAGGUCUACAAAUCCAAUAUCUUCACAGAUCCCUUCUUUGUUGUAGAGACCCUAUGCAUCAUCUGGUUCUCCUUUGAGCUGGUGGUGCGUUUCUUUGCUUGCCCCAGCAAGACUGAAUUCUUCAAGAAUAUAAUGAACUUCAUUGACAUUGUGGCCAUCAUCCCUUACUUCAUCACCUUGGGCACUGAGAUGGCUGAGCGGGAGGGGACUCAGAAGGGAGAGCAGGCCACCUCCUUGGCCAUUCUGAGAGUCAUCAGACUGUCUCUCUGUCCUGAAGAAUCUGCAGCUGAAAUGUUGGUCUGGCUUCCGUAUAAGAAUUUGGCCGAGCUUCCAAGUGUGAGACUAAAGCUUCUUGGUUUGCUGUCUGCUGCAUGUAUCCAGACUGACAGGAAAAAUUUGUGCUGGGGGCAUCCUGAAGAAAGAGAGAUCUGAAGGCAGCUGUGCUGUUGGGGUAAGUCUACUCCUUCUUCUCAGAUUCUCUCUUUUAUUUGAAGCUUAUGUUUUAUGGUUUGGGGGAAGCACAAAAGUGGAAUGUAUAUGGAGCAUGUGAGCACAUGUAGUAGUACUAAAUCCCUGAUGGACUGACUCUGAGCCAGUUGAUAAUCACCAACUAAUCUCUGCUGGCAGAUUCUGCCUGGAUUACAAGGGCAUAUGCUUCUGUGCCAGGACACACAUGAUGCACUUGUGCUGAGGGCCUCAGUGUUUAUGUCAGAGAGCAGGCCAAAGAGUUGACAGUAGUGCUUGACUUCAGAGUAGAUAUAUGUACAGAUUAUCUUAUGUCAGCAUAACAGUGCUGUUGUAUGUGAGGCUGUGAGGUUUCAGACAGGUAGGUUUAGGUACAGCCACAUUUUGUUACGUUUCACCUGAAUGUAUAUGUAUAAUUGGGAUACAUCAAGCAUAUUACUUUUAAUAUUGUUUGUCCAAAUAUGCAAAGCCACAAGUACCGCUGGUAAAUAGUGCCAGGCACACUCUAUGCAUUUGUAAUUCCAUCAGAAUUGUUUUAUCUGGCUGCUAAGAAACUGUUUACAAGGCCCUUUAAAACACCUAUUUACCAGCAUAAGAAGCCUCAUAUUAGGCCACAGUUUCCCUGCCAUGUAAUUCACAGGCUACUGCCUCUUGCAGUAGGGAGUGUGGGCACAGGAUAGUGGGAAACACUUCCAAAUGAGGUGUGGAUACUUGUGGAGUUAGCAGUAUAUCAGAAUUCAAAGGAGAAACGUGCUUUUCUUGGUACCAAAAAAAGAAACUUAGAAAAAGCCAUAAUCUAUUUUCGAAUGUGGUAGAACUAAGGUAUAUUAACAUAGACUGUUAAAAGUAACUGCAGUAAAGUUUUCUAGACAAACUUGAUACUUCCAAGUAUAACUGAAAAACUCUCACUACCACAGGAAAGAAGGGUAGAGAAGAAACCUUAUUUUAUGUAUAUUAUAUUUUAUUACAAUAUAUGCAAUAGAGCAACUAGUAUAAACUGGACCUGAGAAAGCCAAAUAACAAUAAUGUCUCCUACUUUAUUAUGUUCAUCAGUGAUGUCAGAGGCAGAUGGUGGCAAUAUGGCAGUGGAGGCUGAACUUUCCUGCCAAUUCCAUUAAGUUUUAUUGCCAUGCAAUAGAUAGCAGCAGAGGGGUAGUUUGACAAAAAGUCGUUUGACGUGGAAGUGUCUAUGAAGAAAAGGUGUAGAACUGAAUUCCUUCAUGUGGAAAAAAAUCACACCAUCGCACUAUUCUCAAUGUUUCUGAGCUUUUAUGGAGACUAAGCAGUGAUGUCAGCACAGUGAAGCAGUAGGUGGUGGAUUUCAGCAGUGGUGACAGAAGUCUGCUGGUUCAGGCUUUUAUGAAUGUAGCAUGUGGGCUCUUGUUCAUUGCUGGCAAAAAAUACACAGCUAAUGGUGUUGACUGUGUUGAAAAAUAGCGUUCUGUAGCUGAAAAAUUGCUCUAUCAAACAGUGUUACUGUGCUCUUUUUAUCUUUUGUCAUUUCCAUGGAAAUAAGUAAAAGGCAUUAUUUUCAGAGUGAUAUACAUAUUUUCUGCUCAGUAGCUGUAGUCUCAAGCCUUUUUCAGGGGCAAUCAAGCAUAGGAUAAAUGGGGCUGAUCUUGGGCAUGCUAAUUCUGGUUUCUUUCCAAAACUUGCAAUGGCUUUAACUUGUCAGAAAAUUCAAGAAUUCUAAAACUACAUCCUUGAAAGUGGAGGUAGGUAGAGGUGAACACUUCAGUAGCAAUUUCCAUGUGAAUAGCAUGAUCAUGAAAAACAAAACUAAAAUGAACCCUCACCUCUUAUGUGCCUACAUUUUUUCACUGGGUGGAUUUUGAUUUUUCCUUAAACUUCAUUUAAAACUUAAAAUAUUUCUCAGGGACAUCUAUCUAGAUUGCAGUAAAGGUGAUGGGGAGCUGGCUGUAUUAUGGAACUCUCAGAAACUUUCUGUUCAACCUUCAAAGAGCUCUGACAUAAUGACAAGAAAGAUGGCCUCGGAAUUGCAUCUUAACUCCAGAAUAUUAUGGAAAACUAUUUUCUUUAAAUGCAUGUGUAAAAAUGCAUGUUGUGGGAAAACCAAGUAGACUGUUUAGAACUGAUACUUUGAGAUUUAAACUUGCUGUGAUGCCAAUAUAACCUAUUCUCAAAUUAAAAAAGCAACAUUGUAUUGUGCUUGAGAUUUGUCACUUCACAGUUAGGAGACCUUGGGUCUUCAGUAGCUAUGGGUUCAGUUGGGCAAAUCUCUGUGGAAUCCCCAGAGUUAAAUGUCACAAAUUACCACAAAGGUGGAUGGCAGGUCUAAUGUAAGGGGCAAGGGGAAUAGGGAAAGGGCAUAGUGUAUAGAAUGUAAAAUGUUUCAGGAUUUGAAUUCCAGAAGUCUAAAUUGGAGUUCAGGACUUCAGAUAGAUUGUUAAAUACAGAACUGGAGAAUUAAAAUGCUCUUGAUAUGGUCUGUAAAUUCCAUAAAACAAGAAUAGUCAAAGAUGUGUAGUUUUAGAAGGAAUGGGGAUUAGUAUAGUAGUGUGGGACAGGAAUGGCAUUUAAAAAAAAAAUGCCUUGAGGCUCAUGGAUUCACGAGUAAGACAACAACUAAAAUUCAGCAGAGAACUUCAGUGGGUCUGAAACAGUGAGAGGCACUUGAAUCUGAAGAGAGAUAACGAGGAAGUUUAGCAGAACAGUAACCACCUUGUGAAAAUGGGAAGAAUGCAAGAAUGAGGACUAGGGUGGUUUUGUUUCCUACAUUUUUGUGGAUUAGGGAUGAGGCAGGACUGGGACCAGGUAGUGUGAAAGAAUACUGAGCUUUCUUUUCCUGAAGAAAUGAAGAGCAGUUUUAGCAGAGGGAAGAUUUUUGUAAUUUUACAGCAAAACAACAUGCUUUUAAGAGAGUCUAUACAGACGUAUAGGUAGAUAUAAAAAUGAGACAGUGGAGAAUUUCAGAUAUCCUGAGUAUUGUGGGACAUGAAGAAAGUAACAUUAGUGAUGGAAAAAAUCUAUUAUUUAGCCAUAUAAACUUACAAUCUUGAAGAUCCAGAAACUGCUUGUUUUGUUAUGCAGAUCCCUGCAGAAGAUGUCUUGAACCACAUCUUCCUCGAGCAUGCAGCCUGUGAUAAGGACUCCAGCUCAUCCUCACAUACAGGAAAGAUCUCUUUCCUACUGUGCAAUAGAAGGCUGGUGCUUUGCAAAGCAGUCUUUGGGAUGCUACAUCUCUAAUACUAGUGCAGAGCUAAGGCCUCUUAGAAGUAUGUCACAUGAAACCAAGUGUAGGAGAAGAGCUGCAGGAUUGCUUUGUAUUAUCAUGCAAUAUCAGUUUUCCACCAGUGAGUGUGCAACAGAGAGCAGGCUAAAGGGAAGUGACUAAAUAAACCUGCCCAACAGUUUGUGAGAUGUGCCAACUUAGGCUGUGUGUUGCUUUUGAGGCCUGAGGUGGAACUGUGGCCCCUAGUCCACUCUCUACCACCAGUCACACUUCUUUUCUACCUCCUUGCAGAAGAGCACAGGGUCCUCCUUAUGCAUGUGCGCAUAGAAACUGCUGAAGCUGUGUGCCUACAAUAUAGCCAUGAUGAUAUCAAGCUAAAUAUUUUGAGGUGAGAAGACAGAAUUGGCCCCUUCUGGGUGAGAGUUUAGCAAGUAUUGAAAAGUCAGAGCCUUAUAAACAGAUUUUGAUGAUGGACUCUAAUGAAGGGAGUGGGAGACCAUUUAGACAUAUUUGCAUUUUGCCACAAGAGUCAACACUGUCCUGUUGAAAGUGACAAAAUAUUUGUAAAAAUUUGUAUUUUCUCCCAUUUCUGAAUCUUCAUUUCAUAAUUAAAUUUAUGUUGAAGCAUUCCUUAAUGAAUGAGUUAAAAAUUGGCAUCUCCCAGGUAGACACAGAGUGUAUAGAGAAUAUGGAAAUUCCUUAUUUUCUCUCAGAUCUAGUUGGUGAGGGACCUAUCACUGAGAAGAAUUGCUUGCUCAAACUUAACACAAUCUUCUCAAAGAUUGCCAAGCACACUGUAUCUUCUUGCUGUCAAGAGUAUUAAUUAUGUUGCUUUCUGCUUCUUCACAAUGUUCAAACCUCUCUGUAAGAUCUUUAGUUAAUGCAGGGCACUGAAAACUGAUGGUACUGCUGAAUAGGUUUAAAAAACUUUCCAAUGUCAAGAAAUUUGCCCUUUCAACUUAAGAGGUAGUUCUUAUUGGUUGUCUGUACUUGACUGUUCAGUUUGCACUGGUACUUGAUAUAGUUUCUGGCUUUCCAACUCAUAUGCAAGUGUAACCAGACAAAACAAAAUUGUAUAAGAUCUUUGUAAAUGAGAACAUCAUUUGCUUUCAGUGGGAUUCUGAAGCCUAGAAUUGAAUUUACUGUUUCUAAGAAAGCAUUUUUGACCACUCUACUUGUUACAUAAAGAGUUACAAAUAUGCAGAGACCAUAUUUUCUUUUUAAGAUAACAAAAUGGUACUUUGUUUCAUGUUUUUACUAUUUGCUCAGCUGUAACUGGAUAUUCUGUCAGUGAGUAUUAAAUGGAGAGAUUCUUUGACUUUAGAAUUAAUAUGUCCAUCUUUCUGGUUGAACAUAAAAUGAUUCUCUAUUUCUUUUCUUUUGUUUCAGAUUCUAAUAAAUUCAGUCUUGGAUGACUAUGGCUACCUCUGCCAGCUAGUGGAUUAAAGCUGAAGUGAAUUAGGAAUGAGGGUACAGUUCUGUAGGCCCUGCUUCUUUUGUGGAUAUGCAGAUUAUUUUUCUGGCCAUCAUAAAGGGAUCUGGGUCCCUUCAGCUUUUCAAAAUGCUGCAUUAGUUUUAACAUAUGAGGUAUUAUGUUUUGCUCCCAGACAUGAUGGGCUUUGAACAUAUCAGUGUAGAUCUCAGCUUUUCAGUUUUUCAAAUACUUGCCUAGGUUAGAAACAGUUUCUGAGCAGCAUGCCCUUGCCUUGUUAAAGAACAAGAAACUUAGCAAAUCAAUCACCUAUACAGCCAAAGCAGUCUGGCAUGCAAAUUAACACACCUUUCUGAGCUCCAAACCCUGAAAAGCAACAGACAGACUUGUUGAUUUCAGGAGCAGCAUUAACACACUACACAGAUGACAUUCAUUGCUCUUCCUUUAUCACUGAUGAUGUAACUCCAUCACAAAAGCCCAACAAGUUUGUCAGGCAUGACUUACCCUUAGGGAAGCCAUGUUGGUUGCAACCAAUCACUUUGUCUUUAUCUCCCAUGUGCCUUAGUAGGGCUUUCAGGAGGAUCUGCUCCAUGAUCUUGCCAGGCACAGAGGUGAGAUUGACUGGCCUGUAGUUCCCUGGAAGUUCUUUUUCUUUUUUCCUUCUUGAAAACGGGGGUUAUGUUUCCCAUUUUCCAGUCAGUGGGAACUUUACCAGAUUGCCCAUGACCUUUCAUAUAUGGGGAUAGAGUAGGAAGGGUUCAACUUGGCUUCAUAGAGGGACUGAUACUAUAAAUAAAUCAUUCCCUUUUCAAAAUGGGAUUGGGUGCCAUAAGUUAAUGUCCUAGAUUGAUCCUGCAUUUAUUUGGUCUAUGCUUUUCAGUAAAUGCUGUUUGCAUGUGUUCAGUUCUGUUGGUGGGAAAAAAGUUGAUGUUGUUAAAGAACAAGGCACAACUUCAUUGCACUGCUUUUUGACAGCAUUUUGCAUAUGAGAGUCUGACACUACCACUGGAUAUCAUGCUGCUCAAAUUUCUCAAAAUCUUCUUUCUAGAAGAAGCCCUGAAGUGCAGUUUGCCUAUCUCUAUUCCAGGAACAACGCUCUUUCCACUCUGCAGUGCCUUUCCUAUGGAUAGAUACUCCUUCCUCACAACAGUGCUGGGAAAGAAGCUUUGAACCUUGGCAACUGCCAGAUGAUUCCCUGAAAUCUCAGUUACCAGUAGAUUAGGGCUCCUGAAGUAUCUACUGCCAUACAAAAUCUGCUGUUGCUUGCCUGGCUGAAUAACAGCUGUUAGUGGGCAGGCAAGAAAUUGCACACAUACCAGAAUGCAUCCUGGUUAUCUGCCAUGGAUUUUUCCAAAACUGUAGGUUGAAGGUUUGUGUAACCUGUAGUUAGUUUUCCCCAGGGGGACUGGGUUCUGGUCUUGUUUAACAUCUUCAUCAAGGACCUAGAUAAAGAGAUAGUGUCCACGUUCAGUAUGUUUGCUGAUGAUAUAAAGCUGGGAGCAGUGUCUUGACAUACUGACAACAUAGGAAGUUCCAUACAAACCUGUGGACAAACUUCUUUACUUUGAAGGUGACAGAGCACUGGAGCAACCUUCCCAAAGAGUUUGGAGAGUCACCUUCUCUGGAGAUAUUCAAAACCUGCCUCAACACUUUUCAGUGCAACUUAUUCUAGGGAACCUGCUUUAGCAGAGAGGUUGGACUAGAUGCUCACUUGAGGUCUCUUCCAACUCACAGUAUUUUGUGAUUCUCUUCUGUGUUGAAGUGAAAGUUAUCCUGAAGCAUUUUAUAGCCUGUCAGGUCUUCUUCUGCACUGCAAAUAGCUGACUGACCUAACAAUGGAAUCCUAUCUCUCUGCUUGAUCAGAAGCAUUAAGUUGAAUCUUGACAUAAGACUUCAGAGUAGUUCUCUUUGGGGAUAACUCACAAUAUACUUCUGAAAAGUGAAUCAGCUUGUGGAGCCCUCCUACGACUACUGUCAGUGGGUUCACCAACCUGACUUCACUUUCAUCAACAAGAACAGCAGCUUUUUUUUAGUCCCAUCCCUGAAAAGUAGAAUCACUUUUUGACAGUGUGCGUGUGUGUGCAGAAAUACAGGGACAUGAUAUGUACUCAUCUGCAAAAACAGUCUUUACUAGCAAAAAUCCCAGAAGAGUUUGGACAUUCAGCAUGGUACAGUAGAUCAUUCUCUGGCACCAGUAAGAAAUUGGCCUUCAUCCUGAAAAGCAUCCUGAAAAAUCCUGAAACUCAAGCUGUAAAUUAUGUGAAAACUCAGUCCAAGACUAAGAUGUAUCAUCUUUUGAGAGCGGGACAUAAAUCCAAAAGUAAAAGUAGUUGAGACUCAGUGGAAGAAAUUCUACCUUUCACUUUCUCCCCAUUCCAAAUAAUACAGGGUGUAUUGCGUGUUUUGAAUUACACCAGCUUCUAUAAGCAAAAGAGGAAAUGGGUGUGGAGCCAUCAUUUGCUAUUCUCAUCAAUUUUUAGUGUAAAAUCUUCUGUCAAAUCUUAUUAAUUCAACUUCUUUUGACUUCUCUCAGAUUUUCUUUAUUCUUGUUUCUUACAAGAGCAGGUGAUUUCUCUCCCUGUGUAUUGUCAUAACACUAAGCUGUUCAGCUGAUUGUAAGGAGUGAAAUAUAUGCCUAAAAAACAAGGUAAGUUUCUUUGGUCAACUUCUGUUUUAAUUUUCUUGUGGAGAUAGCAUAAACAGUGCAGAUGAACUGACUAGUAGAUAGGAAGACCACCUAUUUCCAAACAUGCAAAAAAUAUGUGCAUUUCAGUUUCUACUAUCUGCUUUGAAUUAUUUAGACUUCUAUAUUAACUGUCUCAUGUACCAGCUAUUCCUUGUCCGAACAGAAAAAUAACAUUCUAUAUAAGGUCUGCUUAGAUCUCAACCUACUCCAGCGAUCCCUCAUUCCCCAUUCAGUGAGGCCUGGUGCAGCAGUCCAGGUUCUGUCUCCAUUUCUUGCUGUGACUAUACCCAGUCCUCACUCCAAUCUAUAUCAAGGCUGCUUUCUUCUUUUACCAAUCAAAGCAGGCUCUUUUCAAGAAACUGGGGUCAUCUUUUUAGGGGAAACAUUUCGAUUACUUAGUCUUAACACCAGAAUAGUGUGAAAUGCCCGAGUCAGAAGAAUUCUCUCUUCUAGCUUUGAAGUGCUUUUCUACCUCUGAACACUAGCUAUGGUGUGGAAGUAUGCUGAAAGUAGCAUGGAGAAUAUGAAGUAUGUCUUAGGCACCACUGUGACUGAAAGUUCAUGUGUAAUAUUUUGAAAGCAGAAACACAGUGACUUUGAGCUUAUCAAAAGUUUAUCUUAAAGGUUUGUAUGCCUUGCUAAUACCAGCUUCUUUUCUCCUUAGCCUUCCUUAUUGGGAUGCUGAAUUCAUUUGUACACAUCUUCACAUAUGAUUAUUAGGCUCUGCCCAGCCUGCAAGCCCAGAUGUACCUGUGGUGGAAGCAUUAUCUCACCGUCAUGCAGCUGGUAAUUAAUUUCAUGUACUCAUCUCUGCACUUCCAUGUAUCGGAUGUGAAGGCACCUGCUGUCUGUCUCUGUCCUCUCACUGGCACAAGAAUUUUUGUUUGCUAUUUAUGAAAUCUCUAUGUCCUUAGGCAUCUAAUACACCAGUGUGAGAGGUGAACUGGCUUUUGUCUUGCUCUGAGAGAUACUUUCAGAAAUCUGCCCAUAGGCCUUCAAUGACUACAUUUGCUUCAAACUGAUAAACCCCAUUUUUGUAAUGAAAUGGAAAGAGAAAACUUAAAAAUUAGACUUCCUCCUCUUCUGUUUUGUGUGGCAGACUUUUUACACUCUGGAGCCCUGAAAACAUAGCUUGAUAUUGAGAGGUGUGAGGCAGUUACUUGGGAAAUCUUUGGAUUCUUAGUACGGGUGGAAAUUCAACACCCUUCAUUGAGUUCCUUCAAAGAGUUAUCUAAUUGCAGGCAAACAAAGAAGAGUUAAAGAAAAAUAUGUGAGUUUUGCUUGCUCUAUAUGGAAUUCCUUUUUCAUUUCCUUCUCUCUAAAGAGGUAACAAAACCUGCCAACACCAUAUUUUUUCAAAGAUACAGAAUAAAAGCAAUGUUUUAGACAAGGACAAUGAUUGUAGUUAAGUAUGUGGGAGAGGUACUCCAUAUAAAGCGUGGUUAUAGAAACAACAUGUAUGCAGUUUAAAAAAAAAAAAAAAGAGGUAGAGUAGUUGUAAAAUGGUGCAGAGAGGACUGGUCCAGAAUUCUUAUUUAUUCUGAAUGGCAAAAGCAGAACAAAAAAGCAUUGCAUGAAAAUGAAAUAUAUUUGUAGUGCAAAAGAUGAUACAGGAAAUCAGCUUUUAUUUAACUGACUUUCAGUAGGUAGAACUCAUUGUUACAGGUUAUUGAGACAAGUGACUUUGUAAAAUAUAAAGUAAAAGGAUUCAUGUUUAAAUGAAUGCAAGUAACAUCUGUACUUCUCCCUAAGCUAAAAUAGAAAUCAAAACCACAGCAGGUAGGAUAGUCGGAUGACCACUCAGGAAGAAAAGGAGUCUCCCACCUUUGGUUUUCAUAUUUCAAGAUCUAGGUUACCAGUUCAUGGCAGAGAACAGAUGCAAGGCCAGCUAUGGGAAAGGCUGGAUUCCAAACCUGCUCCUUGCAGUAACUGUCAAGGCUCAACCUUUGGUGGACAUGUGGUACCCCUCUAUAUUGUGGAAAAAGCUGCUGAACUGGGAAGGCAAGUUUUUCAGAAGUGCUGUGAGAGGCAAGCAGACUGUAGUCCAGGUUGAGGAUACUAUGAGUAUGUACCAUGUUGUGAUUUUCUCUAUGAUGGCAUAAUCAUUCUUAUGUCUUAUGUAGGAUCUCUAAUCUUGCUGCUUCCUUUUCAAGUCCUUACAGUUAAAUAUUACAUCACAGUAAUACUCCGCAAGUCAAAAGGACUGGAAAUCAUAAAUUGCAAGUUUGGAUGAUUCAUACUCUCUGGUAGAGUCUAAUAUUUUGAGGUUGAAAAUAUCCUUUUGCAACUGGACUUAUAAAAACCUCUGGGCUAAAUGCUGAUCCCACCAAUAUCAGUGUCAAAGCCUGCAGAUUUAACUGGAAACAAGGUGGCACAGCUGUGUGAAAAACAAUGUAUGUGGUACAUGGGCAAGGUUUUGGUGUGAGCAGCAAUGAGUAUUAGGCAGGGUAGACAGAUGACUUCCAAGGACACAGUUGUGUGCAAGUGUUCCCCUUAUAAAAUGUGGGUCUUUUUAUUUUUCAAAGUAGCUUGCAUUCGUAAGAUACACAGUAUAAUGAAUAAGUUUGAUAUCUGAUAGUGUUCAGCAUCUUUCCUACUGUUCAAGUCAAUGUACAGAUGUUCUGACCAAAUUAGUUUUGAAUUAACCAGACCAUUUACUCAGUGCUUACUUUCUCCUGGAAGAUUAAUGAGAGUGAUUCUAAUUUGAAUUAUAAUAAAAUACAGAAAAUAAAAAAUAAUUCCAAUUUUUUUUUCUUGACUGUGUGAUGUAAAGUUUCCAGAGAAACUUAGGCUUAAAACUGCAAAACAGCAUAAAAUACGGAAACAUAGUUGGGUUUUAACAACAGGAUUUUUUUGGGUACUACUGAAAAAUAUGGCACUGUAUGGUUUGUUUGUUUGUAUGUUUGUUUGUUUUUAAAGGCAUAAUUACUCCAAAUAAUUAAUUAGGCAAAGAUAGGAUGCAGUAGAUUGCUCUGCACAAUAAAUAAAAUCGGUUGAUAAAACAUCUCCGAGAUGAACAUUAAAAAAGGUCAGCUGAUACUAUAUAUAGAACAAUGUAAAGUUGCUGACUACAGUAAUGAAUAAUUUCAUGGAUUAGGCCCUGAUAGAUGGAGUGCUCUCAUCCAGAUGUUUACUGUGAUUU